AUGGCUUCCUAUGAAACCGAAGAAAUCGACGUUGCUAAAGAAUUUAACCUUCUUCCUGUAAUAUUUGAAACGAUUCAAGCGUUACAGAGGACUAGUGAUCCCCAAGAGUUAACUAAGAAGGUAGCUAGUUAAAUAUUUAUGUCUUUUAAGAGGAAUAACUGCCAAGAGUUUAACACAGCGACUAUUAAUAGUAGUUCAAAUUUAUGAAUGGCACUUUUCGGUGGCAGUGAUGGGGAUGUAAAGAGAUUUUGCUACCCAUUGCCAGCUUUUCUCGUCUUUUAAAUUUUUGAGGGAGUAACUGCGGAAUACCCUGCCACCUGGACUGCGGUACUGAAAAACAAAGGCUACGCAAAGUUUAUAUUUCAAUUUCUUUCCUUCUCACUCCGUACUGCGUAGCUACAGCGCGUAACAAAGAAUGCAGUUUGUAAUUUAUUCCUCACUUAAGCCUGGUUUUCACUGGUGCAUAAGCAUAAGCACAAGCACAUGUGUAAGCAAGUGAAAACUGCGGCGACAUAAGCAUAAGUAUAAACACAAGAAAAACGGACAUGUUCGUUCUUCUUGUGCUUAUGCUUAUCAGCUUAUGCUUAUGCCGUAGAUUUGACUAGUGAGAACGGGGUUGACAUAAGCUCAAGCACAAGCACAAGGCCGUGGACCAAUGAUUCUUCAUUCGCAGUUCAAUUUAGCAAUUCAGUUUCGAAGACGAGCAAUAUUUUGCUGUUUACGAUAAAGAUUAUCGAAAUGUUUGAACUCCAUGCAAGCAGGCCACCAAUGCGAUCCACUGAAUAUCAAACGACAAUCCCGCUAUUUCUCAUAAUUACAUGUAUACAUAAUUAUGGGAAUGUUUAGACAAUCAACUAAUCAAAAUCACUACCAGUUUUCGGGUAGUAGUGACAUCAAUGGAUGGCAUUAACGGCUGGCCGAUUCAGAUGUUGCUGGGAGGAGAAAACAACUCGAAGCAAUCGGAUGAAAUUCAGGCUAACUUUGACCCAGACCUCAUGGGAACAUAUCAAAAGCAAUAUGGCAAACGCUUGGUGCGCCUUCUUGUUUGUCAUCAGGUUGAGGAGAGCUGGUUUCGACAAUUGAGUCAAAUAUACCAUUCUGCGUAUGUCCUUAUGCUUAUGCUUAUGUGCUAGUGAAAAUCAAGCUUUAGUCCAUAUAGCCUGCGACACAGAUAAUUCUUUGAGUGGCAGGGUAUUCUGCAGUUAAACCUUUUUGAGGUUAAGUAUCGUAGGUUUAGGAAGCCUUUAAAUGUCUCACACUUGUGGUUACGACGAUUUAGACUUUUAAUGAACUAAGCUUAUAUUUAGAAAGGCCUGGAUUUCUGCGUUAACCUGAAUACAAGCUCCGUUGUGAGUAGGGGUUGUAGCGGUCAAUGGGAGGCAAAGAGACCCUCAGGAUUUCAAUGAAGAAUUAUUAGCACUGCCACGAAUGGGUUAUAACUACAUGAACUCAUAAAAAUUAUGUAAAAUAUUAACAAAGAGAUUUUUUAUAUUUGUAAGUUUUAUGGAGCAAUUGUGGGUUUCAGGUAAUGUCCGGUGAGAGCGCUUACCAGUAGUCAGAACUGGGUACUUCUGGAAUUUUUUUGUCACGCAUUUUUGCAUCAAAUCGUCAAUUGUUCAAUGAAAUUGUUGCGUAUUUAGAAUUGUUUUGUGUGGUAGCAACAUCAACGACAAUAAUGCAAAGAAAAAAUAUAAAAAGAAAGAGGUCUAUUAAGCAAAACAAAAACUCUGAACAUUCAGCACACUUUGUACCAGUUCUCUUUGCGGUCAUCAUAUGACUGUAGUUGUCAAGCAUGAUCAGAAAUAUGGCAAUGCAAUUGUGUCUUUGAACUACCCACUAUAACAAGUAGCCCCCCGCUACUUUCAUAGGAAAAUAGAAGAAAAAUAGAACCAAAAGAAAUCCCUUGCUGUUUGAUUCCCUGCCUACUUGUUAUAUGUAUCCAGCAACUUGAAAUCUUGGUGACAGCCCUGCAAAUUUUUCAUGCUGUAGAAAGGUUUGGUUGGUUAUGCUUAUUUUUUUUCUUCAAAACAGAGGAAUUUAUAAUAAUAAAUAUCUUGUUCAAUAUGACUAUUGUAGGUGAAUACUUUCCGCUCAAAGCUCCAACACUGCAGAACUUUACUGGACAAGAUCCCUGGGCUGGAAAUGAGCGGUGAGGAACAGAAAGAAAUGUUGAACAAAUAUCAAGCUCAAUACAAAGAAAAAUGGUGAGACCUGAACUUAAUCUUCUCAUCAUUAAGACAAUCGUACUUUACCCAUAAAGUACAUUGUUUCUCAUACCUUCUUUUUCGUGAAAGUGCCAUGGUUGAUUGGUCUGCAGGCAUAAAAACUACUAACUAGCCAUGGGAUCAUGCUAUUUAGCUUGAAUAACAAAUGAUCCCACAGCUUGUUAUGAUUUUUUUUCCCAACCAACCAAAAGCAAUGCUUGUUUGUUUUUCUCUCUUUAGUGAGCUUCUUAGAAACUAUAGAAACCUGCCAGUGUUUGCAGAGGCAUUUUUGAAGGAGACAAAAUCUUAG
This is a messenger RNA of Porites evermanni, 2514 nucleotides long. NCBI's taxonomy places the organism in Eukaryota, Metazoa, Cnidaria, Anthozoa, Scleractinia, Poritidae. The record is from the annotation of a GenBank genome assembly.